This is a messenger RNA of Endocarpon pusillum Z07020, 1137 nucleotides long. RefSeq lists its product as uncharacterized. The record is from RefSeq and is a predicted model, not a curated record. The coding region runs from base 1 to 1137 and encodes 378 amino acids. NCBI's taxonomy places the organism in Eukaryota, Fungi, Ascomycota, Eurotiomycetes, Verrucariales, Verrucariaceae. The transcript has a single exon.
AUGUGCUUUGGUUGUGACGAUGACGAAUCUGACAUCUGGCUCAGCAUUGAGAAUGGCACAUAUGUGCCAGCUCCACCUAUGAUCUACAUGCCAGGACUACGACAGAUCCACGACCGCAUUCAUCAUCAAGCAGGCAGCAAGAAGUCUUCUUACCUUCCAUCUAGCCAUGAUGUAGUCCGGCUACCCGUGACUUUGAACGAGCCACCCUCCGUUCCACUAUCUCUAAUCCCUGCUCCGCAACCUCAGAGCACGGAAUCCACGCCGUCGACUUCAACGCAGCCCACUCCCGAACAGUUAACCCCAGAAUCAACUACGCCAACUGUCACCGAUGAUCUGGAUCAGGUGUCUGCCUCAACAGCGGAUAAUACCCUUCCGGAAUCUCCAGAAGUGCGCUCAGGCUCAAGCCCACGCCAGAAGCGGCCGGAAGCAUCAGUGCAGACGUCUUACGAGAAUCAGGGUCAAGAGCAGCCACAUAGUCCACUCCCUGUGGACGCGGGAGCUCCUGCCUCAGUUAACAGUGCCGCUUCUUCAUCGUCAAAUGAUACUCCGCUGAGCCCAUCUAACUCGUCCUCCUCGCUACACUCGAUCCUGAAGAAACCUUCUAACUCAACAUCGGAGGGCAUAGAAUCCGAGACAAGCAAUCAGCUUGGUAAAGGGAAGCAUAAGAACGAGAAAAGGGCACCGCGACUCAAAGUCAAGAAGUCUGUUUCAUUUGCUGAAGAUACGACCGUGCCAACACCUGAGCUACCGCACGAAACGCAAAAGUCAUGUCUAAUGACGGCAGCAGAAGAAGGCGCGAUUAUUGCAAGGAAGCUUGCUGAGAAAAAGUCUGCAUCGCACGGUAGGGGAAAAGUAUCCGAAGAUUCUGGAGGCGGCGAUGGAAGCGCGGAUCUGAGACGUAACUCACGUGUUUCCAGGCACGAGCACGGCCUCAUGAGCUCAGCUCCGGGAAUGAAGAAGAUACUGAGGCAGACCAUGGCCCCGAAUGGUGGGACGGGAGCCUUGCGCGGUGAGUGUGAAGGCAGAAAGGGAGCUGACAGGCAACAGGCUGGGAGAGUAGGACUGGCUCGAUCUUUGUUCCCUGGUAAGCACGACGAGAGCUGUAUUGAUGAUGAGAUACCAAGGAGGUGGCCAUGA